Molecule: messenger RNA, 2315 nt
Organism: Salvelinus namaycush (lake trout)
Lineage: Eukaryota; Metazoa; Chordata; Actinopteri; Salmoniformes; Salmonidae
Product: heat shock 70 kDa protein 12A-like
Exons: 12
Coding region: 249-2315 (688 amino acids)
Source: RefSeq, a predicted model, not a curated record
CAGACCUCAUUUCUUUGGAGGUGUAGAUCGGCCAAACUCGACAACAAUCUUUCAGCUGAAUGGGUCAACCCCGCUGUGCAUCCUUUAAAUGGGCUUUUUAGCGCGCCAUCCAUAGCAAGUCCUAUUUUCCAGUUAAAAGAACUGAAGAGAAAGAAAGCAGGUUUAAGGGGGAUAAUCCGAGUGAGAUAAUUUAGCUUUUUUUCAUCAAUCUAAUGAUUCAGACUGGCAAGUAAACAAGGACAAACUGCAUGUGUAACUGUUUAGGGGAGACUCAAGGAACGAUACAACAGCUGGGCAUGAUGACUGAGAAAGAAUCGGCAACAGACAACAUAAUAGCAGAUGCAAUGGCAACUCCCUCUCCAGCAAAGAGCAUGGGUGACCCUGGCAUCACCCCACUGUCACCCUCACACAUUCAGCAAAAUGACACGGACUCGAAUGCCCACACAGGACCUUCGUUCAUCGUGGUGGUUGCUGUCGACUUUGGCACCACUUCCAGCGGCUACGCUUACGCCUUCACUAAGGAGCCAGAAUGCAUUCACACCAUGAGACGCUGGGAGGGCGGCGACCCCGGAGUAUCCAAUCAGAAGACGCCUACCACCAUCCUCCUGACCCCGGACAGGAAGUUCCAUAGUUUCGGCUACGCAGCACGUGACUUUUACCAUGACCUGGAUCCUACAGACUCCAAGCACUGGCUCUACCUGGAGAAGUUCAAAAUGAAACUCCACACCACUGCGAAUCUCUCCAUAGACACAGAACUCCAUGCAGCCAAUGGGAAGAGAGUAAAAGCUAUUGAUAUUUUUGCAUACGCUCUGGCGUUCUUCAAGGAGCAAGCACUUAAGGAGUUAAGUGACCAGGCGGGUGCAGAGUUUGACAACACAAACAUCAGAUGGGUCAUCACAGUGCCAGCCAUCUGGAAAAUGCCAGCCAAGCAGUUCAUGAGGGAGGCAGCCUACAAGGCUGGUCUGGUUCCCCGUGACAACCCAGAGCAGCUGAUCAUCGCCCUUGAGCCUGAGGCAGCCUCCAUCUACUGCCGCAAGCUCCGCCUCCACCAGAUGAUUGACGUUGGCACCAAGACCACCCAGAAUGGUUUCAGCCCCACUGAGAAUGUGGGGGCAGGGAUGACCCAGGCCAAGGAGCAUGUCCGGAGCAAACGGCAGAGCCGUACCUUUUUGGUGGAAAAUGUCAUAGGGGAGCUUUGGUCGGAGCUGGAAGAAGGUGACCGCUAUGUGGUGGUUGACUGUGGUGGCGGAACGGUUGACCUCACGGUCCAUCAGAUACAGCUCCCCGAGGGACAUCUCAAGGAGCUCUAUAAGGCCUCAGGCGGUCCUUAUGGCUCCAUUGGCAUUGACUAUGAGUUUGAGAAGCUCCUGUGUAAGAUCUUUGGGCCCGACUUCAUCGACCAGUUUAAGAUUAAGCGGCCGGCUGCCUGGGUGGAUCUGAUGAUCGCGUUUGAGUCCAGGAAACGGGCGGCGGCCCCGGACAGGACGAACCCCCUGAACAUCAACCUGCCCUUCUCGUUCAUCGACUACUACAAGAAGUUCAGAGGUCACAGUGUGGAACAUGCCCUGCGCAAGAGCAAUGUGGAUUUUGUGAAGUGGUCCUCCCAGGGCAUGCUGAGAAUGAACCCUGAUGCCAUGAAUGCCCUCUUCAAGCCCACAAUAGACCACAUCAUUCAGCACCUCACUGACCUCUUUGAUAAGCCGGAGGUGUGUGACAUCAAGUUCCUGUUCCUGGUGGGCGGCUUCGCUGAGUCGCCGCUGCUGCAGCAGGCGGUGCAGAACAUGCUGCAUGGCCGCAGUCGCAUCAUCAUCCCCCACGACGUGGGCCUCACCAUCCUCAAGGGGGCCGUCCUCUUUGGCCUGGACCCCAGCGUCAUCAAGGUGCGCCGCUCGCCCCUCACCUACGGCGUGGGCGUCCUCAACCGCUACGUAGAGGGCAAGCACCCACUUGACAAGAUGCUGGUGAAGGACGGCAAGCGCUGGUGCACCGAUGUCUUCGACACCUUCAUUGCGUGCGACCAGUCCGUGGCCCUGGGCGAGACGGUGAAGCGCAGCUACACGCCCGCCAAGCCCAGCCAGCAGGUCAUCAUCAUCCACAUCUACUGCUCGGAGAAGGAGGGCGUGGGCUUCAUUAGCGAGCCGGGCGUGAGGAAGUGCGGCACGCUGCGGCUGGAUGUGACCGGUACGGAAACCAGCGCCGCACGCCGUGAGAUCCAGACGCACAUGCAGUUCGGGGACACGGAGAUCCGGGCCAUGGCGGUGGACGUGGCCACCUCGCGUACUGUCAAGGCUAGCAUCGAUUUCCUCGCUCAGUAA